GGGCAGCGAUUAGUAGUUCCUGUAUAACGUCAGUGGCAGGUCCUGUGUAUGAAUGUACGGUGUCACGGAUGGGACAUCCUUCAGAGGCUGGACUUCUUUCCCUAGCCUUCCGCUCUCAUUAGCAUGCAAAACAGAACAAGCUGAGCGCUAAGCUCCUCCCAUUUGGGUUCUUCGCAUUGUUAUGGGGGAGGGGAGAGAAGAGGCGGAGCUACAACAGGGGGAAGUAAGAAAAAAAACAAAUAUAUAAUCCAGCCUGAACACUUUCCCCCCCUUAAAAUAUGAUCAAUUAAUUUCUGGAUUUUUUUUUAAUCCUAUCCAUGCGAUUCUAAGUGGUGUAUGUAAUCCCCCUCCCCCCGGCGGCGCGUGUGUUGUGUAUCCUCUGAACAGGCGUCGCAAUAACCCUCUAUGUGUCUAGGCCACUUGGGUCCUGCGUUGAGAACCCGUGCUGGGAUGACUUGGAGACCCCGGGCCGACUGCUGCUCAAACACCGCGAUAGUCCAGUUUCCAUAAGACCUACUGGCUAUUGAUCAGGAAGAAGCUGACGCAAAUCAUGUGAUUAACAGGAAAUCAUCUCAUCCAAUCAAGCACAAAAAUUGACAUGGACGAAGAAGAUGGCCGGUGCUUGUUAGAUGUGAUAUGUGAUCCCCAGGCUCUGAAUGAUUUCUUACAUGGACAUGAUCAGAUUGGUGCUGAUGACCUCUUGGAUAACACAGGAGAUGCUGCAAGUGCCUUCUUUGUGGGCACUGGGCUUCACGUUCAGGAAGCUCCAGGAAACCAUCUAACAACAGAACCUAACCCUCCCACCGCAAGUGUAGAUUUAGACUUUUUGGAAGAUGAUGACAUUCUUGGGUCUCCUUCAGCUGGCAGUGCCAGCCUUGCUAGUGCUGAUCAGCCCUGUGAUAUCCUUCAGCAGAGCCUGCAGGAGGCUAACAUUACAGAACAGACUCUGGAAGCUGAGGCAGAGUUGGACUUAGGCUCCUUCCAGCUCCCUAACCUACAGCCGGUGGUGCAGGCCACCCCGGAUGGGACCCCCCAGAUAUUUUCUGGAGGAGCUGACCUUAUUGGGCUGCAGCAGCCAGCAGUGCUGACCCAUCAAGCCCUCGUGCAACAGUCUGUAGGGGCAGAUGCGGUCAACAAAGCUAUCAGUGUGCAACCUUUUCUUCAACAAGUUGGCCUUGGCAAUGUUACUAUUCAGCCAAUCUCUAACCUCCCUGGACUACCAAAUGGCAGCCCUGGUGGGGCACUUGGCAUUGGGCAGAUACAAGUUGUUGGACAGCAGGUCAUGGCCAUUAACCAACCUGCACAACAGAUUAUUGGCAAGCAGGUGCAACCAACUCAAGUUGCUAACUUACCUGUGGGCAGCUACUUGGCAGGGACAAACACCGAGCAGCAGCAAGUCACACUUACAUCAAGUGGAGUAUCCCCACAGAACACAGGAUUAGUCUUGCAGAACAAAAUCCCAACAGUGGCGACAACGCUUAAUGGAAAUUCUAUGUUUGGUUGUGUGUCCGCAGCGCAGUGUACACAAUCCCUUACAGUUACAUCUAGCUUAAACAGCCAGGUUAUUAUACAGCGAACUCCAACUCCUAUUCAGCCAAAACCUGCUGGAGUCCUGCAACCGAAACUGUUCCAGAUAUCACCCAAAUCUUUUACUCCAAACAAUGCUACACUUACCAUUCAGGGAGAGGCUGCACUGCAGCAGUCAAAGACUCAGCAGAACUUGGCUUUUAUGACUGGCAAAUCAGGACAAAAUGUGGUGCUGUCCAGCUUUCCCCAUGGGCUCCACACCAAUAUGUUUAAACAGCCACCCUCACAGCAUCAGGCCCUUGGCAAGCCAAUGAGUGUUCAGCUUCUAAACCAAGGCGGUAGUAUUGUCAUACCUGCCCAGCAUGCCCAAGCUAUGUUGCAGGGGCAAAAUCAAUUUCUUUUGCCUGGCCAGCUUGCAGGGGCGUCUGCCCUCCAGGCCAAUAUGGCAGGGCAGAUCCUUGCUGCCUCCCAUCCUAGUGGACAAGCUCACAUCAUUGCCAGCCAGGGCCCAGGAGGCCAGCUCCUCAACCUUACUAACCAGAAUAUUGCAAGCCAAUUGAACUUGGGACAGGUCCUCGCAUCGCAGAAUGCACAUGGCACAGCUCACAUCUUGUCAGGGCCAAUACAGCUGCAAGCUGGACAGGUUGGCCAACCCACCUUGUUUCAAAUGCCUGUGUCUUUGGCUGGGAGCCUGAGCACUCAGAGCCAGUCAUCAGUUGCCACAUCUUUGAAUCAAGCAGGGCAGACAGUCAUCCAGGGGGUAAAUUUACCCAACCAUGUUGCAAUGUUUAAUCCGUCCGAGAAUCUUGGGCAAACCGUUAGUAUCCAGCAAGCAACUGCUGGCAGCAGACAGAGCCCAGGCAUUGUGCAGCAGCAACAGCAGACUCAGCAAGUUGUCCAGGGGGCCGGCAUCCAUCCCAAUGCAGACCAGCCCUCUAUUUUGACCGUCCAAACUGCACAGCAGGCUCCUCAAGGCCAGCCCCAGCUUCAAUUGAAUGUACAACAGCAGCCACAACCUUUAGCUCCCCCACCACCUCAGCAAGCUUUACCUGUCCAGUCUCAGCCCAGCCCCAGCUUGGCCACUAGCCCGGACAAGAUUGUUCUGGGUGGAACACCAUCGGGUACUAUCCUGAAUGCAGAAUCCAUGCAGAUGUUUUUGCAGCAGAAGGAUCAGCAGUUUUAUGAAGCAGCCUUGAAAAUGCAGCAGGAGGGCAGCCUGGUUCAGACCUCUGCUGCAACACACAUACCCAUGCCAAUCUACAGCCUAGCAGCUUCCGCCAGCACACUGAACAGCAGCAGUACCACCACUACCAGCAGUAGCGUCCCUGCAUCCGUCAUAGUGAGCAGCAGUGCCUCCCAGCUCAACCGUGAGCUAGUCCAGAACCACGGAACCGCAGCGGAGCCCAAAGGACAGAGCCACAUACCUCAUUUCCCAUCCAGCCAGUCUCAGCAGGCUCUGACCUGCCAGAUUCCAUCCGGACAACAGAAGCUGCCCGGAGCCUCCCCAUCCCACUCGCUACCUCAUCCUCCAAGCCCACAGUUGCAGCCUUCCUCCUCUCACCUUUCUCAAAUGCAGUCACCCCACCAAUCUCGUCCCCCCUCGCAGCCACAGCCCCUUUCUAGACCACCAUCGCGUCCCCAUUCACGCCCUCCAUCUCAGCCACAGAGUGUUUCCCGCCCUCCCUCCGAACCCCUCUCCCGAUCCUGUACCCCCCAGAUGCAGAAUCUGUUUGUCAUUCAAAACCAAAUUGCCUCACCACAUGGGUCCUCACAGCACCCCUUACGUCCCCCAUCUCAACCUCAGGUACAGACUCCAUUUGCUUCCCAUCAGCAGUCAGAUAUUCCACAAACGUUGUCUUCCCCUCAGCAGCACAUUCAGCUUCAAGUUCAGCUGAGCACCCCUCAAUCUGAGGUUCGAGCAGGUGUCCCUGUCUCCUUCCAAGCCACUCCUCCUUCAUCAGAUCCCCAGACCCAUUCAUUCCAACUACAGUUUCAGGCACAGACCCCUAUCAAAACCUCCAUCUCACCUCAAACUGCUGGUCAGCCGCUCCAUCUCACUACGGAGUCCCAGCGUUCCUUCCAGAUGACACAAAGCCAGAUACAGGCACUCUCUCUCCAAAACUCCAUGCCCCAACAAAAACAACUGUUGGAAAGGUAUCAACAGAUGCAGCAGUUGCAACAAAGUCUAAUGCUUCCCUCCCAGCAGCAAGCAACCAGCACCCAGACAUCCCCGGCACUUGGAGGACAGUACAGUGGGCAGGCCCCCUCUGUGCUGACCAGUGGACAAGGCCAAUCUGUGCCCACCCAAGGCCCUCUGAUUGGGCAUUCCCCUGGCCAAGUAUUGGUGCAGCCUACCCCUGGAGGAAGUAGCCAGGCAGCACAACUUUCAACACUACUUCAGCAGCAACAGACAACGGUUCUGGUCAAAAAUUCAGGGCCUGCAGCUGCUACUGUGCCUCCAGACAUGAAUGUGUAUCCUGGUUCUGUGGGAAAAUCUGUUAGUGGACAGAGUAAAUCUGUUGCAACUCUUCCAGUACAAACACAGGCCAAGACAGCAGUGUUCAGCUCGGUUUCUGGACUGAGCUUGGGCAAGGGCUCUCUUCAGAUCCAGGUUGUUGGCAAGGGCAUGUCUCAAAUUGUUCCCACUGCUCAGACACCAGCCCAUCCACAGUUUGGAGCAUUGAAAAAACUUCCUACACUACAGCCAAGCAAGGAAGCUUGUUUUUUAGAGCAUUUGCAUAAACAUCAAGGCUCAGUUCUGCAUCCUGACUACAAGUCUCCCUUUCACUCAUUCGAAGAUGCCUUUCAUAAACUUCUUCCUUAUCAUGUAUAUCAAGGUCUUCUGCCAGCUACACAGGACUUAAGGAAGGUUGAUGAAGAAUUUGAAGUUGUAUCUACUCAGCUUCUAAAGCGCACUCAGGCCAUGCUGAACAAAUAUCGCCUGCUGCUCUUGGAGGAAUCCAGGAGAGUGAGCCCUUCCGCAGAGAUGGUCAUGAUUGACAGAAUGUUCAUUCAGGAGGAAAAAGUAACUUUGUCCUUAGACCGGCAGCUGGCCAAGGACAGACCAGAUGAAUAUGUAUCCACUUCUUCCUCGCGGUCUCAGACAUUUGUGCCCACUGCACCCUCUGUAUCUUCCUCUCCUUGUCCAGUCCCAGCACCAGAGACCCUGAAGCCUCCUCUAGUACAGACUUCCACCCCAAUCCACCCAACCAAGCUGGUGAUUAAGCACAGUGGCGGAGGUUCUCCUUCUGUCACAUGGGCUAAAGCGUCGCCAUCCCUUGACACUGAUGAUGAAGCUCUUCCAUCCCGCAGCAGACCUCCUAUUAAGACAUAUGAGGCCCGUAGCAGAAUAGGAUUAAAACUGAAGAUCAAGCAAGAGGCUGGGCUCAGCAAAGUUAUCCACAACACAGCCUUGGAUCCUGUGCAUCAAAAUCCUCCUCCACCACCUCCACCCCCUGCUCCACCUACAGUUCCUACCAACACUGUCAUCAAAGCUGCUGUUCAGUCUACUCCAGCCUCCAUCACUACACCAACUGGACAGAUGAAUGGUACAUUAGAGCAUUCUUUACCUGUUGAGAAGAAGCCUCUGGCGACAUACUGCCGGCUACCUCUGCGCAAGACAUACAGAGAGAACGUGGAUGCCUUUGUCACGGGGAAACCAGCAGAUAAGUUGUCAAAAAUGGAUAAGCCAGCACAACCUCCUACUGUGAUGCAACAGGUAAAGCAGGAGGAUGGAUCGAGAAGCGUCAUUACCUCCCAUAAGACACAAGGGGGCUCGAAUACUGAAAAGGCGAAGAAAGAGGAGAGUGCCAAGUUAGGGAUUUACAGCCGAGUAGACUCUAAGAUCAACAACAGUGACGAGAACCCUGGGGGGUUAAGGCAUGAUGUCAAGGAUGAUAACCAGAGCUUUUACAGAAUGAUUAUUAAAACCGAACCUCCAGAUAAUGAGACAGAGCUGAACUGGGAGAUGCAGCUUCCUUCUGCAAAAAGGCUAAAGUCUGAACAUUUUGAUGUUGAUAAUGCUAGCUUCUCUAGUGAUAGUCCACAAGAUGAUACUCUAAAUGAGCACCUUCAAAGUGCUAUUGAUAGUAUUCUCAACCUACAGCAGCCCCAGAGUGGUGGAGGAACAAAUUCUCUUCUCCGCUCCUCUACCCAAUCGUCUUACCACCACUCUUCGUCGUCUUCUCCGUUCUCCUCCCCGGUCCACCGCACAGACUCUUACCUUACCCCCAACCAUAAUGGAGGCCUAGGUACCAGGACGUUAAACAGAUAACGAGGGGACAAUGUAGAACUGAGUGAGCUAUGAGAUUUUAAUCAAUGUGUCUGGCUGAGGAGAAAAGAGUUUAAAGGGAGUUUGCAAAUGGGACAUGAAAUGCCAGAUUUAUCUGCAGCAGGGGGCAGUAGACUCUUAUUCUCAAAAUAAGCCUCAAUAUUUUCCAUUCAUCAGUGUUCAACUGUGAGUGGUUUUGCAAGAAGAUUGUGCUGCCCCUCCUGUAUUGCUCCUUGUGAGGACGGCCUUUAAAAUUGGAAAUGCGCAUUGAUUUCUCCUGUCUGUGCAGUCAAAGAUUUUAAGAACAUAUCCAGUUGGUUAUCUGUUGCCUUUAAAACUUAAGCUUUUUUUUCUUUCUUCCUUUACUUCUUUCCCCCCCCUGUGUUCUCCUUUCUCAUCUCAACUUGAUGAACUUUCAAAGCGGGGGGGAAAAAAAGACCGACCUUGACAAAGAGACCAGAUUUACUAGAGAAUGGGACUGGCCUAUAAACAAAGCAUAUUAAAAUUAUUAUAAUGAUUAUUUCUUUAAGUUAUUCAUACAAGAAGUCAGGGGAUUUUUAUGUUCUAUGUCGUAUUUCUUUAUUAUUUUUUUUUUAUAUUAUAUUCCUGUCUGGGGGAACGAGCAAAUGAAUGCACAGCGCUCAAGGAGAAAAAAAAAAAAACUGCAUCCAUAAAUGGGAUUUUUAACUUUAUGAUUAUUUUUGAAUUGACCAUUUUUGUGAGGGUUCCUCUACAGAGAGGGUGGAAACUUUGAAGGGUGAUAAAAAAAUCAAGCUCCCCAGAAUUGUUUCAACAGAGACUUGUUUCAGCUGUAGGGUUUCUUGAGAGUGCUCAUUCACUAAUGCUGCAAAUAAAACCUCUGCAAUUCAAAAAAAAAAAAAAAA
Messenger RNA from Xenopus laevis (African clawed frog), 6681 nucleotides. It is a transcript of the gene bicra.S, whose product is annotated as BRD4 interacting chromatin remodelling complex associated protein S homeolog. NCBI's taxonomy places the organism in Eukaryota, Metazoa, Chordata, Amphibia, Anura, Pipidae. The coding region runs from base 599 to 5800 and encodes 1733 amino acids. Gene Ontology annotation, cellular component: nucleus; SWI/SNF complex. The record is from RefSeq and is a predicted model, not a curated record. Gene Ontology annotation, biological process: positive regulation of DNA-templated transcription. The transcript is spliced from 16 exons.